AUGGCUGUCCCAGCACGGGGUGCGCAUGCUGGCCCCCCGGCAGAAGAUCUUCGCCGCCGUCAAAUGCGCGCUCGUGCCAGGCACGAAGGUGUGCCGCUUCGGCGAGAAGCUGAUAAAGCACUACGAAGCGGAAGAAGAAGNNAGAGCGACCACAAGAAGGAGGCUGCCGCAUUGGUGGGCCGCAGAGAGGAAGACGACGAGGACGAAGAUGAGAACGAAGACGAAGACAGUGAUGAUGAAGCCCCAGAGGCAACACAGGAGCGCGAGAACCAUCUUCCAGAACAGGCGGACAUUAUCCAGCUUGCAGCUUUCCGUGAACCCUGUGGAGCGAAUUUCACCUCGAGCUCGAGGAGCCUCCUUGAUGGAUCUGCUCCGCAAGCUUGCACAAAGCAAGUUGAUUGCCAAGAAAUUUUUGCAUGGAUAUUCAUGAUUAAGAUGUUUCAAUGCUUUACGCCUGAACUGGCGGUCAUGCACAUGCCGUGA
This is a messenger RNA of Symbiodinium pilosum, 483 nucleotides long. The record is from the annotation of a GenBank genome assembly. Lineage: Eukaryota; Dinophyceae; Suessiales; Symbiodiniaceae.